Messenger RNA from Stylonychia lemnae, 1014 nucleotides. The record is from the annotation of a GenBank genome assembly. Lineage: Eukaryota; Ciliophora; Spirotrichea; Sporadotrichida; Oxytrichidae.
AUGGAGUAAUCAACGUCAAAUGAGGAUAAGCUAAACUUCAAUAACAUAUCAGAUGAUGAUCUCGCAGAUAACCCUUAUCUCACUCCAGAGUAGAAAUCUCAACUCAACACUAAAAAUAAUUUACCAAAAUCGCCAAUUAAUCAUACUUAGCCUUAGCAGCAUGAAAAUUAGCCAAAAGAAAAUAUAAAGGAAGAUGCCAAAAAAUAAAAUGAAAAAAUUGAUAAUAAAAUACCUCCCCAUACACAAAUAGCAUUGUAGAACAUGUGGUAGAAGUUGCUGCUCCAAUUGCUCCAUUAAGAUAAGCCUUAAAGGUAUAAUUUAUUAUUCUAUUUAUAAAUCAAUGAAGGUAUUGGCUAAUCUUACAGAAUUUGUGAGUUUUGCGAAGUAAAAAAUGAAAAUUCUUAGAUAGAGGAUUAUUACAGGCUAGAAUGCAGUCUAAGAUAAUCUGACUAAGAAAUAGUCUAAGAAAAGAUUAAAUGGCUGAAAAAGACUAUUAAAGAUAUUGAAAAGCAAAUAGGUCACGAAAGAGAGGAUAUAAGUCUAUUGUAAGCCUCAAGUAAAAGAUAAAUAGAUGAUGUUUAAAAUAAGAUAAGCAAUCUGCAUAAGGAAAAAUAGAGAUUGGAAAAAUUGAAGGAGUAACUAUUGAAGAGUGUGGAGGAGUUGUCUACUGAAAAUAAAGUUAAAGAUUAGAAGAUUAAGGAGCUUUCCAGUUUAAGAGCUUAAAAGCUGAUUGAACUAGACAAAACAAAGACUAAGAUCGAAAACAAAGAGAAAGAGAGAAAUGAACUUAUCAAAGAGAUUAGCAAAUAUGAUAACAAUUUCAGAUCUUUUAUCUAGUCAGAGACAGAUUAAAAUGACAUGAACUUGACUCUAGAGGAUGAAAUAGUUUAUCAAUAAAUUCCUGGCUCAUAGACUAUCAUUAUAGAUGAAUCAUUCUAGUUGGAUCAGUCCUUAAGAUAGCCCCAAGAGGAGUAAAAAAGAGGUGCACUUUCUAAGACAAUUAUGCACAAAUGA